Paracoccidioides brasiliensis Pb18 is the source of this 1464-nucleotide messenger RNA. RefSeq lists its product as uncharacterized. The record is from RefSeq and is a predicted model, not a curated record. The transcript has a single exon. Bases 1 to 1464 code for a protein of 487 amino acids.
AUGCCGAAAACUGCCGCGGAUGUUGAGUUGCUGGUCGCUCUCCUGACUGAGGUCGAUGGGCAAGACCCACCUCGUCGAGAAUGCAUGGCACUGGAUGAUCCAAUUCACGACCGCAUGACCGUCGUUCUGGAUGCUGUUGCAAACGUUCUUGUUUCAAAACCAAAGGGAGAGGUAAUUGCAGUGGGUUUCCAGCAACGACAAGAACCGGACAGAGAAAUCAUUUUGACUGUCGCAUCCAACAGCAACCUCCCUGACUGUACCCUCCAGCACGCCCGCUUCCUCCUGGACAAGUUGCAUAAACUCGGACGGGAAUUUGCAGAUUUCCGUCUAAAGACAACAGCGCCUGACAACCAGUCUGACGACUGGGUUUCCUCCCCAUGGAUUGAUGAGCAUCAACUGCCAGACGACCUACUAGAGAAGAGCAACCUAUUUCGAAAAGACGCGUUCCUUUUUUCUCUCCCAAAAUUACGUCAACGGCUUAACAAACCCUGGGCAAGAAUGUCUCUUGCAAGUGCGUUUAUAGAAUAUGUUGAUGCUGUCGACAGCAUUUCGCAUUCCAAGGACCUUGAUAACCGCGAACUGAUUGGACAUUUGCGACUUAUUCGGGAUGUGCUUAACUUCGCUCUUCCGGUCGUCAACCAAAACAAUAAUCACGAUCCAGAGGACAUGGCAAAGCUUGUGGACGGCAUGGGCCAGGUGGACGAUGCACUACAAGAGAUACAGAAAAUUAAAGCUUGGGAGGCUAAACUCUUCGCUAUCGCUGAAACAGAGUUCCCCUUGGAACGAUUUCUUAAGAAAGCUGUCUCCCUCUCUCGUGCGGUAGAUACGCUUCUGAAGUAUGCAAAAUCCCCACGCCUGUACCGCCGGUAUCUCGACCGAACGAAGAUCCACGUUCAGCAGCUCAGUAAUGCACCUCGCCCAAUUUCUCUCCUAACAACGGGCGAUUGGAAUGAUGUCUGCAAAGAAGCUCUUCUGCACCACGCCGCGACAUCCCUCCUUGAGUUGAUUACAGAAGAUUGCAGUCGACCUGGAGCCGUCAUACGCAGCCGCUUUGAGAACCAAGACACUAUCCAGGCUCCUGUUCAUUGUGAGUGUGCGGUGGCCCUGCAUCUCCUAGCUAGCGGGCAGGCAAUCCCUUACAUUGGCGUCUCCAAAUUGUCAUGCCUAGCUUGCGCGUUGUUUUUGAAAUGUCUGAGUCGUACUGGCCACCAGUUCUGUACAAAAGGAUCACAUGCAAAGGCUUACUUCCCCUGGAAGUAUCCGGACAUCGAGAUAGCUGGUUCGCCUAUAUCUGAGGGACAUCGCGCUGAGAUCCUAGAGUCGUUCUAUGAGAGUCUCUCCGAAAUUUACGUCAGCCGCCUUCAAGCUCGCGAAAAGCUUCGCAAACUCUCUAACAGCUCUGCUGAGAUAGCAUCCGGCGGCAGCCGCAAGUAUAAAUUCUCAUUUAGGAAAACAGCCGCCUGA